AUGGGUAAUGAGAAUUCUAUCCCGAUGUGUUCUAACUUCACCGUGGAGGAAAUCCGGCGACUCGGCAAGCGGUUCCGCAAACUGGAUCUGGACAACUCCGGCGGACUGUCCAUCGGCGAGUUUAUGUCGUUGCCAGAGCUGCAGCAUAACCCACUCGUGCACCGCGUCAUCGACAUCUUCGACACAGACGGCGACGGAGAGGUUGACUUCAAAGAGUUCAUCCAAGGCAUGUCGCAGUUUUGUGUGCAGAGCGAUAUGAUGUCCAAGCUGCGGUUUGUCUUCCGCAUCUACGAUAUAGACAAGGAUGGCUUGAUCUCCAACGGAGAGCUCUUCCAGGUGCUGAAGUUGAUGGUGGGCCAACACAUGAAGGACUCGAAGCUACAGCAGGUCAUAGAUAAGACGUUCCUACUCGCGGACAAGGACGAGGACGGCAAGAUAUCGUUUGAAGAGUUCUGCAACGUUGUGGGCAAGACUCACAUGCACAAGAUGAAUAAUAAUAUGGUCAUCAACGUGUAG
This is a messenger RNA of Pectinophora gossypiella (pink bollworm), 516 nucleotides long. RefSeq names its product calcineurin subunit B type 1-like. The transcript has 2 exons. NCBI's taxonomy places the organism in Eukaryota, Metazoa, Arthropoda, Insecta, Lepidoptera, Gelechiidae. Gene Ontology annotation, molecular function: calcium-dependent protein serine/threonine phosphatase regulator activity; calcium ion binding. The record is from RefSeq and is a predicted model, not a curated record. The coding region runs from base 1 to 516 and encodes 171 amino acids.